Arabidopsis lyrata subsp. lyrata is the source of this 925-nucleotide messenger RNA. RefSeq lists its product as uncharacterized. The coding region runs from base 183 to 824 and encodes 213 amino acids. Lineage: Eukaryota; Viridiplantae; Streptophyta; Magnoliopsida; Brassicales; Brassicaceae. Gene Ontology annotation, cellular component: nucleus; cytoplasm. The record is from RefSeq and is a predicted model, not a curated record. Gene Ontology annotation, molecular function: nucleic acid binding; 3'-5' exonuclease activity. The transcript has a single exon.
CGAUGUGACAGUACAUGCAUCUCAAUUCUCAACCGUCCGAUUUUAAUAAGACACUAGCCUACAAAGAUCGAUGGUGAUUAUAACAAGAAACAAAAAGGUACUCUAUAACAAGAAAAAGAAACCACUUCUCUAUCUAUCACUCACACUCACUCUAAAACCAGAGAAAAGAAGAAGACAGAUCAAUGGCUCUGACGAUCAAAACAAUCGGAAGUUUCCGUACUCACCAAAAACACUUGAUCAAUUUCUUCGGAGACGACUUGAUCGUCACCGUUACGCCGACUGCUACCGUAAUCCGCCGCUGGAUUCGCAGUGUCCGCUCCUACAACCGUAAUCACUCAGUGCAUCCUCUCGUCGUCGGGAUCGGCGUUCGUUCCGAUCCAGAUCCUUCGCCAAAAACUCUCCAGUUAUGCGUUGGUAGUCGCUGUCUCAUCAUCCAGUUAGGUGACUGUUACUGUCUCCCCAACGUACUCCGAACUUUCCUCUCCGACCCCAAUACCACUUUUGUCGGCGUCUGGAACGGCCAAGACCAGAGAAAACUCGCUACAUGUAGGCAUCAAUUGGAGAUCGGGAAGCUUCUAGACAUAAGGCUGUACGUGAUAGAUUCGAGAAGGAUUGCGAUGCGUUUUUGUUCGUUUGAACAGAUCGUGAAAGAGCGUUUGGGACGCGAAGGUGUGAGGUUAGAUCCGGCGAUUUGUAUGAGCGAUUGGGGCGUUUACAUGCUCAGCCAUGAUCAGGUACUUCAGGCGUCGAUUGAGUCAUGUGUUUGCUUUAAGCUCGCUGUUGAGGAACGUCUCUGGGAACUUAAAAGUAUCAAAGGAAUGUAAUGGUGUUGCUAAUCUUGUGAUUUGAACAAGUUGUUGUUCUUCACUCUUUAUCAAGACAAUCAACGUCUUCUAAUUCAUAAAAGUUUUCGUGUUAUAUUGAA